Molecule: messenger RNA, 891 nt
Organism: Jatropha curcas
Lineage: Eukaryota; Viridiplantae; Streptophyta; Magnoliopsida; Malpighiales; Euphorbiaceae
Source: RefSeq, a predicted model, not a curated record
AUGUAUCUUUAUGAGAGUUCACCAAGACACGUUUUCCAAAGUGAUACUCCUCUAGUACUCUCUCAUCCUUCUCUACAGUACAUUGCUCUUUCUUGUCCACAAAAAAUGAAGCUAGAUGAUUCACCGACAGUUAUAUCAGUACCGGCGGUCACCGCUGCUACUUCCGCCACAGCAGGGAAGAAGGAUGGCUCGGAUGGUGGCCUUUUUGGUAAAGUUCGAUACAAGUUUUGGGUUUUAGCUGCUAUUCUUCUUCUUGCAUUUUGGUCUAUGUUUACUGGCUCUGUUACUCUCAAAUGGUCUACCGGAAACUUUUCCCGUCUCGCGGAUGAUCUCGAUUUGCCAAUCCACGAUGAUGAUCUUGAUAUCCUCGAAGUAGAGGAGAAAGAGAAGGUGGUGAGGCAGAUGUGGAAUAUAUACACUCAUGGCUCUACCACUAAACUGCCUCGCUUUUGGCAAGAAGCUUUUGAAGCUGCUUAUGAAGCUUUGGCCAGUGAUGUUCCAGCUGUUCGAAGCGCCGCCGUUUCAGAGAUCGCCAAGCUGUCCAUUCGCUCUGUCAAUCCUGAUCCGCUUUCCGUUCAAUCUACGCCGCAAGUUCAGAGUAGUAACAAGAGGAGGAAGAGAGUCCCAUCCUUGAAGAGGUCAAGCCAAUGAAAUGAAAUGACAGCAAUUCUUGUCUUUAUGUUGUUAACAAAGUUGAAACCUCAAGUUAAGUUUAACCAACGAUCAUCUCUACUAUAUAUAAUUGAUACAGAAAUAUCAGCCUUUAUGCCAUUUACUUUCUAUAGCCGAUGCCAGCUAAUGUGUAAGAAUCUUUUUUGUCAAAGUAAAACAUACGGCUACAAUCAUCGCAAGAGAAAUUUCAUGAAAUUAGAGAUUGUUCGUCUUGUUCAA